Molecule: messenger RNA, 600 nt
Organism: Acanthosepion pharaonis
Lineage: Eukaryota; Metazoa; Mollusca; Cephalopoda; Sepiida; Sepiidae
Source: the annotation of a GenBank genome assembly
AUGUUCUUAACAGAACGUUCCGGAUGCUUCAUUCUUCAGCCAUGGAACAAAGCCGUUAAAACACUCUGUCUGUCUGUUCAUAUCUGUAUAUCUAUUUAUUUAUCUAUCUAUCUAUCUGUUCAUAUCUAUCUGUCGCGAUCUGUUAAUCUCUCUCUCUCUCUCUCUCUCUCUCUCUAUCUAUCUAUCUAUCUAUCUGUUCAUAUCUAUCUGUCGCGAUCUAUUAAUCUCUCUCUCUCUCUCUCUCUCUCUCUCUCUCUAUCUAUCUAUCUAUCAAGCUAUCUGUCUGUCUGUCAGUCUGUUUAUAUAUAUCUAUCAGUCUAUCUAUCUCUCUAUUUGUCUGUCUGUUCAUAUCUAUCUCUCUGUAUUACAACAGUCUGUAUUUUUGUUCAUAUCUAUCUAUCUAUCUAUCUAUCUAUCUAUCUAUCUAUCUAUCGCAAUCUGUUCAACUCCCUAUCUAUCUAUCAGUCUGUCAGUCUGUUCAUAUCUCCUGCACGCUAUUUCUCCAUUACUGGCGUAUUCGUUCAUAUCUAUCUAUCUAUCUAUCUAUCUAUCUAUCUAUCUAUGUCCCAAUGUCACUAUAUAUUAUUUGUCACACAUUGA